Pararge aegeria (speckled wood butterfly) is the source of this 856-nucleotide messenger RNA. RefSeq lists its product as uncharacterized. Gene Ontology annotation, molecular function: structural constituent of ribosome. The transcript has 3 exons. NCBI's taxonomy places the organism in Eukaryota, Metazoa, Arthropoda, Insecta, Lepidoptera, Nymphalidae. The coding region runs from base 177 to 767 and encodes 196 amino acids. Gene Ontology annotation, biological process: mitochondrial translation. Gene Ontology annotation, cellular component: mitochondrion; mitochondrial small ribosomal subunit. The record is from RefSeq and is a predicted model, not a curated record.
UAAUAUUUGUGGCACCCGGUGUCUAUGUAAUAUUGUUCUGUGGUGAAAUUCUUAUUUCUCGUCGAAUGUCGAAAUAAUUAUAAUUAAAAUAAUUAAUUCAACAGCGCUAAAAAAUUGUAUAAUUAAAGAAUAUACAGUGUCUACGUACCUGAGAACCUUACAAUAUUUAGCGAACAAUGUCGUCGCCUGUAAUUAAAUAUGUUGGUAGAACUACAAAUUUUAAGGGUAAAACGUUAUGGGAAAUUGUUGGAAGUCUUAAGAAUUAUGGAGUGGGAAGGCUGAUAGUUCGUUCUGUAUUCGAACGUUAUCCUGAAGCAAGUUUUAUGAAGAUUACGAAAGUUCAAACAUGCCCUCAUGAAGAACGACGAAGAGUUCGCGUUUGGGUAGAAAAAACCUUCCGAGGCAGAACCCUGCCAAAGCUAACAGAAAUAUACCGUACAUCAUACAAGCCUGAUUACAAGCUAAUUCCCAAGGACGAAGAAGCACUCUUGUUGCAAUCUACCGAUCAUAAAAGGACAAUAGACAUUCUGCCAAAUACUGUUGAAAUGCCACCCCUUAUGAAAAAGUUCAUUGUGAAAGAUCAUGAGAAAAAAGGAUUAGAGGUUGUGAAAGACUUUGUUCUACCUUUAUCAUAUAAACAUAGCCCCAAUAGGGUACAAAGAAUUGCAAAAGGUAAUGAGAAACCCACAGUUCAAUUUACUAUGGGUCUUGGAAAACCUGUGAGUCCUUCUCUAUAUGAGGGAGUGUCACUUGAGAAAACCUUAUGAAAUAGACUGCAGAUACUUUUAGCAGUUUAGAAAUAUCAAUGGUCCCUUCAAAUAAUAAAGAACUAUUAAUAUAAACACUUAGCUAUAGA